AUUCCGUCCGUGAAAUCUACGUUCGUAGUCUUUAUGCCUCACGGGCACAUUCAUACGAUCGCGAUUCGAUUGCAAAUUGUUAGUGUUAUAAUUGAGAAAAAAAAAGUUACUCGUGCAUACAACAAUUAAUAUUAUAAAGUGAGAAAAGUGCGGAGAACGAGACUCUGAUUCUCCAAAAUGAAAACUGUGUACUAUCUUCUGUUAUUAUUUGGUGUGACUCUGCCCUGGAUAGCAGGCUUGAAUCUCGACAAGAUCAUCAAGACCGCACAAUGUCAAUCAGCGUGUCUGCGAAAUUUUACCACUGACGACAAUUGCUGGAAUGUAGGGAGAAGUAAAAACAUACAAUGCGAAAAGUGCUGGCAAACCUGCGAAUUCCUUGGUCUUUUUAAUAACGAACAAAGGCUCAAUUACUGCAACAGGAACAUUUAUUUUAAUCCAAAAUUUCGUCGAGUGGCCAGUUUUCACUUCUUAUCAUUACUUUCGAAACAAUUUCGAGCAUUUCGACGAUCUCGAGCAUCUCGACAGUGCUCAAGUUGCGAAAUUGCUUGUACAUUUUAUCGAACACAUGGAAUAGAUGAAGGUCAAUAUGAGCCUAUCAAAUUACCGGCACCCGAAAAGGAUGAAAUUAUCCGCAUGAAUAAACACGACAUGGCUAUAACAAUGUACAAAAAUCUAGAAGGAAUAUGGAAAAUGCAACAACAUUACACUGAGAAUAAAAAAGUUGAAAUGAGCCCGGGCAAAUGGAUUAUCAUCACCAAUGAGAAUGGAGCUAUCAAACAUUAUAGUUGGGAAAAGUGGCUGCCUACAUUACAGUCUAUCUAUAAGAAAAACGGUCCUUUGUAUCAAGCUAAUAUUACGUGGAUGGAUUGGCAAGACCAACUAGAAAAGCAACGCGAUGAAAUUAUAUUACCUGGGGAUAAGAUCUUCAUGGAACUUCGAAAUAGAAAACACAAAACGAUCAAACCAUUGUAUAUCGUCACUUGGCAAGAAGAAACUGGGAAUGGCAUCAUGGGCAACCAGGUAGCAGAUAGCGAAUCAGCGCAAAUUUCUUUGCUACGUGGCAGAUAUUUGGUCAGAAUAGCCACCAAUGACGGUCCCGGUAGCUACUCGAUCCUUAUCGACACUGACGAAACUAUUACAACAAAAUUCUUGCCUCUGAAGCAAGAAUGUUAUAUGACAUUGAUUAUUCUAUCGUUCAUUUUAAUACCACUAUCGUUUUUAUUUAUUAAAUCAACAUGGAAAAGACUAAAGAUCAAGCGACAGAAAAUAGCGAUGGAAAACAAUAUAAAGAUGAUAUACCCGACGGAAGCGGAGAUGAAAUCUAAUAAAUUGAAUACAAUAUUGUGCUUCAAGCAUGAGUCAGAUCAAAGAGAUAGUGAUUGCUCUACGAAUAGUUAUUUAAAUAAUAUAAACGAAUAUAACAAAUUGUGGAUAGAAAUAGACAUAAAUGCGAAUGCAAAUAUGCAAAAUGCGAACGUAGAAAAUGUGAACGUUGACGCGCAAGAUGUUAACGCGAAUAUCCAAGAUGUGACCGCAAAUACGCAAAACGCGACCACGAAUGUGAUUCAGCAGACGUAGAAAAUUCUGCUAAGAAUUUUCUCGCCCAACUCGGUGAGGACAUCUCAGGGAUUUUGCUUCCUCUCAUGAGAAAGUGCUGUCUUCCGCUUGGGACAGCAUGAAAAAUAUGAAAGAUAUAUAAAUGAAUAUUUCUCUUUAUCAUAAAGCGGACGAGGCAUCUUCAUUUCUCUCAUCAGACAUUUCUCUCUCUCUCCAUGUGUAUAUAUUACUUAUAUUUAAAAAAAUGCGAUAAUGAAGGUUCCUUUUAUCUUCAGAACUAGUGAGGCGAGUAAAGAUAAUUAGUGAUUCGCAUGUCCUAAAAAAUUCUAAAAUAUCUAAAAAACUAUCUAAAAAAACUUCAAAAAUUGUAAAUUCUAUAUAAAAUAUAAGCAGAAAAGAAAUAUUCGCUCAUUUUUUGCACAAGAGAGAAAUACCAUAAAACAAUUUAAUCAGAAUGCAUUUUUAUAUAGUAAUGUUACACUUUAUAGGAACAUUCCUUUUCCUCCGAUAAAAUUAUUUUAAAAAAGGCACGAGAUGCACGAAUAUUUUUUUAAGUUGUAAAAUACUGCGGAUAUUAUUGAUAAGAGUACUAUUGUAAAUUGUUUCAUAGUAAAAAUUCUCGAUAAUCAUAUAUAAGAAACAAAGAAUGUUGAUAGAUGAAAUGUACAAAUGAAAGCUUACAAUUAGUAGUAUAGAUAUAUGUAUAGC
Camponotus floridanus (Florida carpenter ant) is the source of this 2265-nucleotide messenger RNA. RefSeq lists its product as uncharacterized. The coding region runs from base 178 to 1578 and encodes 466 amino acids. The transcript is spliced from 6 exons. The record is from RefSeq and is a predicted model, not a curated record. NCBI's taxonomy places the organism in Eukaryota, Metazoa, Arthropoda, Insecta, Hymenoptera, Formicidae.